ACCUAUGAAGAUAGACGAAUACGUGUGCCGAGCAGUGGCUUAAUUAACAUAAAUUAAUAAAUAUUUAAAACUGUUUAAAAUUACGCGACGUAAAACUAUAGAAAUAAUUUUCAGUCAUCCAUUAAUAACCGCGCAUGUGAAUUAGACGUACUUUGUUGACGUACGAAGUGAAUUUAAAAAUAAUAUUUAUUUGAAUUUGGAAUGUAUACGAGUUUGUGAUAUUAAUACAACAAUGUUGGGGAAACGUUCGAGAUUGUUCUUCGGGAUAUCGCUGGGAGCACUGAUUAUAUCUAUUAUAUUAGCUUUUUGGGGAUUUCCGAAAAUUAUCAGCAAUCAAAUUCAAAAGAACAUACAACUAGAGAACACAUCGAUGAUGUAUGAAAAAUGGAGGAAGAUACCGAUGCCCUUAACGUUCAAGAUAACAAUUUUCAAUGUUACCAACGUUGACGAAAUUAAUAAUGGCAGAAAACCAAAACUGCAGGAGAUUGGCCCUUUUGUAUAUAGAGAAUAUCGAGAGAGGAAUGUAUUAGGUUAUGGAAGUAAUGAUACAAUUAGAUAUAUGCUCAAAAAGACGUUUAUUUUCGAUGCUGAAGCCAGCGCUCCGUUGACAGAAGAUGAAGUGGUGACAGUCAUAAAUUUUUCAUACAUGGCGGCCCUGUUGACUAUAAAUGACAUGAUGCCAACACUAAUCCCAACAAUGAAUAUGGGAUUCGAAGAGAUGUAUUCACAAUUUGGUUUGAAAGAUCCAUUUCUUACAGUGAAAGCUCGGGAUUUACUGUUCGACGGUGUCUUCCUCAAUUGCAAAGGAAAUCAAUCUUCUCUAGGUCUGAUAUGUUCUCAAAUCAGCUCGACCAGCCCGCCGACCAUGCGGCCCACAGAAGACGGCAACGGUUUCUAUUUCUCAAUGUUUUCUCACUUAAACAGAACUGAAACAGGUCCUUACAACAUGGUGCGGGGAAUAGACAACGUGAAGGAUCUCGGUCACAUAUUAAGUUACAAAGAAAAGACAUUCAUGAACCACUGGGGCUCAGACCCCUACUGCGGGAAACUGAAUGGGUCGGACGGGUCGAUCUUUCCACCGAUAGACGAGAAUAAUGUACCGAAACGAUUGUAUACGUUCCAACCUGAUAUUUGCAGAUCUAUUCACGUUGAUUUCGUGGAGAAAACAAGCAUUUUUAACAUAACAGCUUACCACUACGAGCUGUCAGAAUCGGCGUUCGCGUCUAAAAGUGCUAAUCCAAACAACAAGUGCUACUGUAAAAAGAACUGGAGCGGUAGCCAUGACGGCUGUCUGCUGAUGGGCGUAUUAAACCUGAUGCCGUGUCAGCAGGCACCAGCAAUUGCUUCUCUGCCACAUUUCUACCUGGCUUCUGAGGAGUUGCUCGAAUUUUUCGCUGAAGGCAUCAAACCCGAUAAAGACAAACAUAAAACUUACAUACUAUUGGAGCCGAACACAGGAGCAGUCUUGAAGGGAGUCCAGCGUUUGCAGUUCAACGUGGAAUUGAGGCAGAUGAAGAUACCCCAACUGCAGAAAGUGCCCACAGGCCUAUUCCCGAUGCUUUGGAUAGAAGAGAGCGCAGAAGUGCCGACCUCUAUCCAAGAUGAGCUUCGACAGUCACUCAACCUGAUCGGAUACGCAAACACAACUCGAUGGGUGAUAUUAGCGCUAGCUAUCAUCGCGGCUGUCAUAAGUACUAUCAUUGUAGCCAGAGCCACGCUGCCGGGCUGGGCCGGACGAAACUCUGUCAGCUUUAUAUUAAGACCCACCAAUGUUAACGGCAUAGAUCUCAAUAAAGGAUAG
This is a messenger RNA of Achroia grisella, 1801 nucleotides long. Its product is annotated as sensory neuron membrane protein 2-like. The record is from RefSeq and is a predicted model, not a curated record. Gene Ontology annotation, cellular component: cytoplasm; membrane. Gene Ontology annotation, molecular function: scavenger receptor activity. Lineage: Eukaryota; Metazoa; Arthropoda; Insecta; Lepidoptera; Pyralidae. The transcript is spliced from 10 exons. The coding region runs from base 233 to 1801 and encodes 522 amino acids.